This is a messenger RNA of Porites lobata, 2387 nucleotides long. The record is from the annotation of a GenBank genome assembly. NCBI's taxonomy places the organism in Eukaryota, Metazoa, Cnidaria, Anthozoa, Scleractinia, Poritidae.
AUGGGUGAAAUAUCUGUUGCCUCGCAUCUUCAGCCCAACAACUUGGAUAAACUGGAUUUGAGGCCUACUUCCAAACUAGAUUGUUCGCUUGAGUGUUCACUGGAUUGGAGGAACAAUUCAUAUGGGAGAAAACUUGCUCUUCGUGCAAGCCUGCGAUACACAGGAGAGGAUGACCAGUGGCAGAUCAAUCACAGUUCACUUCUAGAUAGAAACAAAUACAUGUUUAAUCGCGAACUGUUUAGCGAUGUACGAUUCCUUGUGGGAAGAGCUGACAAGACGUCCAUACCCGCACAUCGCUAUAUUCUUGCUAUCAGCAGUCCAGUGUUCUCGUCGCUUUUCUACGCGUUCGGAGCACCUCAGCUGGAACAAACAAGAGAACAGGUAAAGAGCGAUGAAAAAAAAAAUCAUUAAAUGAGGACCUACAUUAUAAGGUUGCUUUGUAAAUAAAGCUGUUCAGCCGUACAGAACAGUACAGUGUCUGUUGUCAGGAGCCCAUCAAAUUUGAUGGGCUCCUGCUGUUGUUUAAUCUGAAAACGGUUUUGUACGAGGCGCUUAAAGUGGAUACGGAAUUGUUCAUAAAAAAGUAAUAAUAAUAAAAAUCAAGCAACCUUUCAGUUCAAAACAUGGCGAGUAUUCUAAAUUGGCUUCAAUUGCACGACAUAUGUUGCACUAAGGGCCUGUUUACAUGGAGCGGGGAACCCCGGUCUAGUGGGGUAAGUUUCUUUUGUUUUCACGCUCUAGGGGACACAAAACAAAAGAAACUUACCCCACUAGACCGAAGUCCCCCAAUCCAUGUAAACAGGGUCUAAAAUUGACCCCCAACGUUUUACUUCUUCUCGCCCGCCGUGGACGCCCCUUAAAUGUUACUGAGUUGUGUUUUGCUAGUUUAUUACCAUGAAACUAGCCUAACCAGGACCGCCGAAAAAAUUCAGAGAGAUUUGCUAGUUUCUGAUUAGUGAAUAAAUGAGAAAGAUCAGGAGAUAAAGUUAGGACCUUGAAAUUAGAAAAAUUAGAGUCCUUCUCAUGGUUUCAAACCCAUCAUGCAAGACAUCAAAGACAUGCACCUUUUGUUUGAGAUCUCAAGACUAAAUCGUCUCUCUUUGUAGAUUGAAGUUUCCGAGUGUGAACCCGACGCCUUUUUAGAAAUGCUCCGGUACAUGUAUUACGAUGAAGUUCAGCUGACCACACGUAACGUCCCAGAAGUGCUGUUCCUGGCGCAAAAAUACCUCAUUCCAAGCCUGGCUAAAAUCUGCACUGAAUUUGUUGGGAACAACUUAACCGUGGAGAAUACCCUGCCAGUGUUGGAUCACUGUUUUCUUCUUGGUGUCAGCAAAGGCCUCGAGAAACAAUGUUGGUCAAUUAUUGAUAAACACGCCUCUGAAGUGGCCGAGGAUAAUCAAUUUCUUGAUAUUGACCAUGGCACGCUGACCGCCCUUUUAUCACGUGACACACUGGUUGCUAAGGAGAUGGUACUUUUUCGUGCGGCUGUAAAGUGGGCGGGACACGAGUGUCAGCGCCUGUCAAUUCCACUGACAGUUGAGAAUAAACGCAAGGUCCUUGGAGAUGCUUUCUACUCCAUUCGUUUCCCCUUGAUGAGUAUGAAAGAAUUCACUGACGAAGUGGCGCAAUCGUCUUUCUUGAGCCACGAAGAAGUAGCUAAUAUGUACAUCGGUUUUAACUCUAGCUUUGAAUCGUGCAAAGUAAAGUUCCCAACAGAGCCACGCGCCAAACCUGUCCAUGACCUGUUUGAAGAGCCAGCCCUUCGCUGCUCACGAUUUGAAUCUAACGUUCUACGCCCAAAGUUGUUAGCAGAGGCUCUAGCUGAACAAUCCACUGAUUCCAGCUUUGAAUCGUGCAACGUAAAGUUCCCAACAGAGCCACGUGUCAAACCUGCCAAUCACCAGCUCCAAGGGCCAGCCCUUCGCUGCUCGCGGUUUGAAUCUAGCGCUCUACGCCCAAAGUUGUCAACAGAGGCUCUAGCUCAACAAUCCACCGUCAAAUUUAAGGUCAACAGAUCCAUUAGAAUCACCGGAGUAGCGCUUUUUACAACUUUCACCAACACGUCUCAGCUGUUCCAAAUUGAGUUACGUGACAAAAGUGGUUCUCUGUUGAUGUCGCACAGCGCGGAUCUUACGAAUCGUGGUAGUGAGAGCGAAAUUCACGAUAUCUUUUUUACAAAAGGGGUCAAACUCGAAAGGGAUGUCAUUUAUUCAAUCUCUGUGGUCUCUGGAGAUCUCCCGGUACGAUAUGGGAAGGGGCCGAUUAAGGAAGUUACCUGUGGAGGCGUCAAAUUUGAGUUCCUGGACACCGUUUCUGAUCACGAAAAAGUGAAAGACCAAAUACCUGAGCUUCUAUUUAAACCUCUCGAAGAAGGGACAUUAGUUUAA